AUGGCCCAACAAAAUUUCCCCGCUCCCAACGGCUUUGCCAUGCAGUCCUCGGGCCUCGCUUCUAGGCGAGGCGGGCAGUCUAUCAAGCCUCUCUCGGUCGACGCCCUCAAGUCUCCUGUUGACUCCAAGGAGAAUGCCAUCCCCACGCCCCGAACGGCGCGCGGCCAUCUCCUAGCGGGCCUGCGCACCGCUCCCAAGUCCGCCGCCGCGUCCACUUUCGCUGCCUCCGGCGCCAACACUUCCCCGACGAACAAGGCCAGGAACAACACUUCCUUGUACGGCGUCCAGGAGCACAUGUUGAACAACGGGCCGAAGACGUCCCUACCCCAUUUUGGUGCCCAGCAAGCUUACGCCAACAACAACAUGGGCUACGCGCGCCAGAAGUUCACUCCCGAGCAGAUCCUCGCCCCUCCCGAGAUCCCCAUCGACGAGCAAGCCGUGGACGAGCAGCUGGACCCUGACCUGUACGCCAAGCUGGUUCAGCAGAACUUGCAGCUCGCCCAGCAGCGUCAGAUGUUGCAGCAGCAGCUGUAUGACCUGACUCAGGCUCAGCAGCAGCUCAGUGCUAUGAACCUCAACGGACAGCAGAGCUACCAGAACCUGUACCAGCAGCAGCAACUGCAGCAGCAGGCCCUGCAGAUGCAGAGCAUGCUCAACAACACCAUGGUCAGCCAGCAGCCGACGAUCUACACCUACAUCGACCCGGCCACCGGACAGCAGGCCUACUACGUUGAUCAGUCUGCGCAGCUGAGCGCGCAGUUCGCGGACCAGUCUCAGUUGAACAACAUCUACCAACAGCGCCAACAAAACAGCGGGACCCCACGCGUGCAGGUCUCACCUCCGAGGGAGGCCGCGCAGCCAGUAUUCCGCAGGAACACUCCUCCCCGGCGCAACGAGUCUCCCAUGAUCGAGAACCCGGCUCCUCUGCCCCCGCCAUCAGCCAAUGCUUUCCGACGGGGUCAUAAGAAGUCGUCGUCUCUGAUGCUCUCCGGCAUCCAGAAUGCCAACGCCAGCCUCUCUGCAUCCCAGGAACCCCCCAAGUCUGCGGGCCCUAAGACUGCCAACUUCCCGCUCACGCCCAUGACCGGAGGCUAUGGGCCUGGUCAGGCGCGAGCCGGUGAACACCCGACCCGUCAGCCACGUGGUCCCCCCUCCAUCGAGGAGCUCAAGGCCAAACCUUCUGCCAAGCACGAGGCUUCCAAGAACUUCGCUGCCCGCACCCGCCGAUCAGCUAUCAACAACCUCAUGCGAGCCGGGAUCGAGCGUCGCAAGGUUAGCAGCACUGGCAGCAGCGGAUCCAUCAGUCCCAUCUCGGAGACGGCCGAGGAGGCUCAGGGCCUCUUGACGGACAACGAGUCGGAGUCUGGUCGGUCCGGAUCCGGCAGCCUCAACGGCGAGGAGGUGGAGCCUAGCGUGCCCAGCUCUCGGACGAGCACUGGCAGCUGGGGCGCGAUAGGAUCAGACCGUCCCAGCUCGCGCCAGAAGGCUCGGAAGAGCGCUGACAGCGUCAGCAGUGGCUCUGGCGACGAGACGGCUAGCAAUGGUAGCUUCGCCAGCGUCUUCAAGCGGACGGGAAGGGACGGGAGAUCCGACAGCCCCAGUCAGAGGAAGUCUGCCAUGAUGGUAUUGACAUGCGCAGAGAAGCGCAAGAACGGUGUCAUGCUCUCAUGA
This is a messenger RNA of Diaporthe batatas, 1671 nucleotides long. RefSeq lists its product as uncharacterized. The transcript has a single exon. The coding region runs from base 1 to 1671 and encodes 556 amino acids. NCBI's taxonomy places the organism in Eukaryota, Fungi, Ascomycota, Sordariomycetes, Diaporthales, Diaporthaceae. The record is from RefSeq and is a predicted model, not a curated record.